UUUGAUUUUACAUCAAAUUAAAAAAUGACGAAACGUACCAAAAAGGUUGGAGUUGUUGGCAAAUAUGCCACCCGUUAUGGUGCAUCAUUGCGUAAGAUGGUGAAAAAGAUGGAAAUCACCCAGCAUUCCAAAUACACGUGUACAUUUUGUGGAAAGGAAUCCAUGAAACGAACUUGUGUAGGAAUCUGGAAAUGUAAAGCAUGUAAAAAAACCGUUGCUGGUGGUGCAUACGUAUUUUCUACAACAUCGGCUGCAGCCAUCCGAUCGGCUAUUCGUCGUCUUCGUGAAACAAGAGAAAAUUAGAUCAAUUUCUAAA
Messenger RNA from Dermatophagoides pteronyssinus (European house dust mite), 316 nucleotides. RefSeq names its product ribosomal protein L37A (gene RpL37A). Gene Ontology annotation, cellular component: ribosome. The record is from RefSeq and is a predicted model, not a curated record. Lineage: Eukaryota; Metazoa; Arthropoda; Arachnida; Sarcoptiformes; Pyroglyphidae. Gene Ontology annotation, molecular function: structural constituent of ribosome. Gene Ontology annotation, biological process: translation.